AUGGACAAGUCCCUCCUGCUAGGGCUCCCUGUCUUCCUCUGCUGCUUUCAAGCACAGUCCGUGAACUAUCUGUUGAUAAAAGCAAACUUCCUGAGGACUUCAGAUUUGAAAGGGGAGAUGGGUCCUUUCAGAGCAGUGCUUUCACAUCUACUUCCCUACUCUCUGGCCCAAAUUAUAGAAAUGAUUCAGUGUAGGACGUGCCACAUCCAGUUUCCAAGACAGAAGUGUUCCAGAGGCAGAGGACUAUGUACUGCAGUGAAUGAAGCUUGCACAACUGGGAGGAUUUACAAAAAUGAUGGCACUCUCUGGUUAACCUUCAGGGGUUGCCUAAAGAACUGCGCUAAUGUGAACAACAUAAAGUGGAGUGUCUACCUGGUGAGCUUCAGGUGCUGCAGGAGCCGUGACUUCUGCAAUGAAGACAUCUAG
Dama dama (fallow deer) is the source of this 426-nucleotide messenger RNA. It is a transcript of the gene PATE1, whose product is annotated as prostate and testis expressed 1. The transcript is spliced from 4 exons. The record is from RefSeq and is a predicted model, not a curated record. Lineage: Eukaryota; Metazoa; Chordata; Mammalia; Artiodactyla; Cervidae. Bases 1 to 426 code for a protein of 141 amino acids.